Messenger RNA from Parastagonospora nodorum SN15, 99 nucleotides. RefSeq lists its product as hypothetical. The record is from RefSeq and is a predicted model, not a curated record. Lineage: Eukaryota; Fungi; Ascomycota; Dothideomycetes; Pleosporales; Phaeosphaeriaceae. The transcript has 2 exons. The coding region runs from base 1 to 99 and encodes 32 amino acids.
AUGGCACUUUCAUCUCCCACAACAGUCAAGGAAGUGCAGAUGCACUUUCUAUUGCUUCCGACGUGGUUCAGUUAUUCGGCCUACUCACAGUCCACUUAA